Penicillium salamii is the source of this 360-nucleotide messenger RNA. The record is from the annotation of a GenBank genome assembly. NCBI's taxonomy places the organism in Eukaryota, Fungi, Ascomycota, Eurotiomycetes, Eurotiales, Aspergillaceae.
AUGUGGGAACCAGUGGCUGUCCCCUUUCAGAACUCCCAGCCUCUGCCUUUUCUACCUACAACAGAUGAAAUCCGAGCUUGUACCAAUGUUCUGUGGGAGACCUAUGCUUCCAAGAUUGUGGCGGUGAACGACGAUAUUGUUGUAAAAUAUGGGGGUUGUAUAAACACCUGGGAAGGCCAGGCUUUGGUUUACCUUGAGCGACACAUCCCAGAAGUUCCGGCCCCUCGACUGUACGCGAUGUACUAUGAUUCCAGACAACUUUUCUUAAUCAUGCAACGUGUUCCCGGGGUGCAGUUGAAUUCCAUUUGGCCAUCAUUGCGCCCUCUGAGAAGGAUGACAUUGUCGACAAACUCCGACUAA